UUAUUUCUUGAUGUUUCAGGCAGUUCCGUUGUGGACUUUGAAUGUGUGGAGGACACUGACCUGAUUCUUAUCCAUUCUAAUAAAUUGAAUUACACCAAGUUUGAGAACCAGUUGGCAAGACUCAUGUCAGUGAGUAGUGUUGAAGCCCCCGCAAUCAAGUCCUCCUGGCUCCAAGGUGUCACACAGUACCUGGUCCUGGAGCUGGAUGGUACACUGAAAAAGGGACACAAGUAUCGCCUCUACACUGAAUUCAUUGGAGAACUAGCUGAUGACCUUGGAGGCUUCUACAGGAGCGAAUACAUGGAGGAUGGAGAGAAAAGGGUCAUGGCUACCACCCAGAUGCAGCCUACAGAUGCUAGGAAAUCUUUCCCUUGCUUUGAUGAGCCAGCUAUGAAAGCUUACUUCUUCAUUACGCUGAUCCACGACCGUGGAACUACAGCCCUGUCCAAUGGCAAGGACAUAGAAACAACUGAAAUCAACCAUGAUGGCCAGGAUCUGCUUAAGACAGUUUUUGAGCGAACGGAGAAAAUGUCGACUUACUUGCUGGCAUUCAUUGUCAGUGACUACGACAGUAUUGGUAACAGCAUUGAUGGUGUUGAGAUCCGCAUUUUCGCCCGGAGGUCCGCCAUUGCAGCUGGUCAAGGACAGUAUGCCCUUAACAAAACUGGACCAAUCCUUAAAUUCUUUGAGCAGUAUUACAAUGCCACGUACCCUCUACCCAAGUCUGAUCAGAUAGCAAUCCCAGACUUUAAUGCAGGGGCAAUGGAAAACUGGGGUCUGAUCACAUACCGGGAGACAGCUCUAUUGUACGAUGAAGCAUUCUCCUCCAACUCCAACAAAGAAAGGAUCGCUACGAUCAUUGCUCAUGAACUGGCUCACAUGUGGUUUGGUAAUCUGGUGACACUCAGAUGGUGGAAUGACUUGUGGCUGAAUGAAGGCUUUGCAUCCUAUGUUGAGUACUUGGGAGCAAAUAAUGCUGAACCUGAGUGGAAUGUGACAGACCUCAUCGUGCUUGGUGACAUUCAUAGGGUGUUUGCUAUUGAUGCUCUGGCUUCUUCCCACCCUCUGUCAUCUAAAGAAGAAGAUAUCCAGACUCCAGCACAGAUUAGUGAGCUGUUUGAUGCUAUUUCAUACAGCAAGGGAGCAUCUGUCCUCAGGAUGUUGUCAGAUUUCCUCACUGAAGAUGUCUUCCAGCUGGGACUGAGGUCCUAUCUGAGUGCAUUUAGCUUUGGGAAUGCCGUCUACACAGACCUUUGGUAUCAUCUGCAAAAGGCUGCUGAUUCUAGCAAGUUAGAGCUUCCUGAUACUCUUGAUAGCAUAAUGAACACCUGGGUGCUGCAGAUGGGCUUUCCUGUGGUUACCAUUAACACUGGAACUGGAAGUGUUUCCCAGCAGCACUUCCUUCUGGAUCCAGAAGCUGUAGUCACAACUCCAUCCCCCUUCAAUUAUCAAUGGAUCAUUCCAAUCAAAUGGAUGAUGACUGGAGUUAUGCAGAAUCCACUGUGGCUAACAUCCAAAUCAGAAACAUCUGAAGCUAUGAAAGCAACACAAGAUCAGUGGGUGCUAGCCAAUGUCAACAUGGUUGGUUACUACAGGGUCAACUAUGAUGAUGACAACUGGGCCAAACUCUUAGAUGUUCUGCAGAGUAAUCAUCAGCUCAUUCCACGGAUCAACAGAGCUCAGAUAUUGGAUGAUGCCUUCAAUCUGGCCAGAGCCAAGAUCAUUUCUACAGUGCAGGCGCUUAAUACCACCAAAUACCUGAAUAAUGAGAGAGAUUACAUUCCAUGGAAGGCAGCCCUUAACAACCUGGACUUUUUCUACCUCAUGUUUGACCGCAGCGAAGUCUAUGGCCCCAUGCAGGAUUAUCUCGUGAAAAAAGUCUCCCCUCUGUUUGAAUACUACAAGCAAAUGACAGGCAACUGGAGCAAAGUUCCUGAUGGACACAUGGACCAGUAUAAUCAGGUGAAUGCAAUUAGCCUGGCUUGCAGGACAGGGUUGGAGGAAUGCCAAAACCUGGUCAUGACAUGGUUUCAAGAGUGGAUGGAUACUGACAGCAACAGGAUCCACCCUAACCUGCGCUCCACUGUGUACUGCAAUGCUAUUGCAGCAGGUGGCAAGAAAGAAUGGGAUUUUGCUUGGUCACAGUUUAAGAAUGGCAGUACUGCUAUUGAAUCUGAUAAACUUCGCUAUGCUCUGUCCUGCACCAAACAACCUUGGCUGCUCAACAGGUAUCUGGAAUACACUCUGGAUCCAGACAUGAUCCGAAAGCAGGAUGCCACCGCCACCAUUGUCGACAUUGCCAGUAAUGUGGUCGGUCAGUCUCUGGCAUGGGACUUUGUCAGGGCUCGAUGGUCAUACAUCUUCAGUCAGUAUGGUGGUGGCUCAUUCUCAUUCUCCAACCUCGUAAACGGCGUCACCAAACGUUUCUCCACUGAAUUUGAGCUUCAGCAGCUGAAGCAGUUCAAGGCUGACAAUUCCGAUGUUGGUUUUGGCUCUGGGACCUUAGCACUGGAUCAAUCCAUUGAGAGAACCAUCGCUAACAUUAAAUGGGUUGAAGAGAACAAGGAGAAUGUUCUGGACUGGUUCACAACUGAAGCUAAUGCCCAAUGAAGAAGCUGUUUUUACUCUUUCAUCACUCAUUUAAAAAUGAAAACAGAGGUUCGAUCGACCUGAAAAUGUUUAUAUUACAUAAUCACAUGUGGAACAAAAUCAGUUUACCGAACUUUUGCUAAACCUCGCUUUGAUAAAAGUUGAACUAGAAAAAAUAGAUACUUUAAAUAUUGUGAUAAAUUAAAUUGAUACAUUAAGUACUUAAAAGGUACUUACAUCAGUUAUCUUUGAGGUUUUAUACUUUCUAGAAUCAUUAUUUUACAGUGUCACAAAAGCCUUAAGUUUGUGUCAGCGUCUACUGUUUCUGUUUUUUUAUAUAUUUAAUACCAGGAUUCUCCAAACCGUUAUUUUUUUUCUUUCAAGAAUAUAUGUUUAAAAAUGUUUAAUUGUUUAAAAAUUAUAAGCCCUAUCUGUUUUGUUCUUCAUAUUUAUUUGAACAGUCUCAAACACAAAUUUGACAAAAGAAAGCUUAAGUUACUUCUAAUUUCGCAGAUUUUUAAAAUAGAAAAAUGUAUAUGAAGUGCAUUUAAUUGUUAAACCUUUUAUGUUACAAUUUGGAAUGGAUUACGACUUUUGAGUCCAGAAAUGUUUUCACUGCUUUAAGAAAAAGUUUUAGACUCUUGCGUAUGAAAACCAAGUCUGUAUUUUCUUAAAAAUAUUUUUUAUACAUGAGUAGAGAGGAAAAAAACUGUAAAGAUGUCAGAUUUUCAUAGAGUAGACUACUGAAAAUGUGAUCAUUUUUCCUCUUAAUGGUGAAUAUAUGUAGUGUAACUUUACUGGACUAUAUAGCGUGUUCUCAGAUUGUAUCUUUCUUUCUUUGUCUUUUUUCUGAUUCAUAAAGUUUCAUAAGUGUCAUUUUGCAUUUCUCCAUUUCAGCAAUUUUCAAAUAAAUCUUUCACCUUUGAUUUUUCUGUCUGAACGCUUUUAUUCCUG
Messenger RNA from Haplochromis burtoni (Burton's mouthbrooder), 3543 nucleotides. Its product is annotated as aminopeptidase Ey. The record is from RefSeq and is a predicted model, not a curated record. Gene Ontology annotation, molecular function: metalloaminopeptidase activity; zinc ion binding; peptide binding. NCBI's taxonomy places the organism in Eukaryota, Metazoa, Chordata, Actinopteri, Cichliformes, Cichlidae. The transcript has 20 exons. Gene Ontology annotation, biological process: peptide catabolic process; proteolysis. Gene Ontology annotation, cellular component: cytoplasm. Bases 124 to 2610 code for a protein of 828 amino acids.